This is a messenger RNA of Acanthaster planci (crown-of-thorns starfish), 7286 nucleotides long. Its product is annotated as pleckstrin homology domain-containing family G member 5-like. Gene Ontology annotation, cellular component: axon; plasma membrane; endocytic vesicle. Gene Ontology annotation, molecular function: guanyl-nucleotide exchange factor activity. NCBI's taxonomy places the organism in Eukaryota, Metazoa, Echinodermata, Asteroidea, Valvatida, Acanthasteridae. The record is from RefSeq and is a predicted model, not a curated record. Gene Ontology annotation, biological process: endothelial cell migration; Rho protein signal transduction.
AUAUCGCUGGAAAUUGUCUUUGCUUUUACGCACCGUGUGGAAAUAAUUCGCUGGCUGGGCUGUACCGCACCUACGCACCAUGACCUUCGCUUUCCUUUCAAAGGAGCCUGUCAACCAGGAAGUACAAGUUUGAGAAAUUCCGUCUAUCGCUACUCUAGCGGAGAUAUGGUUUAUCAUUGGUCCAUCCAAUUCACAUCCUGCAUUCCAGAAACCGACUGCAAUCGGCAUUACACAACAUUUUUUCUUUGUGGAAAGUGAACGUCAGUAUUCAUCCAGUGAAUCGUGACGGCUUCCGGCAGUGUCAAAGCGAUACAUCAUUUGAGUUACUCCUUUUUUCUUUGGAGGGCACGCAGUCACGGUGCACUCGCCUGAGAAUUAAAAGGAUCGACUGCUCAGCUCUGCUCAAAUUUGUAGACGGAAGGUCUGCAAAUUUGAAUAACAAUCAGUCACCCAAUGGAUAAAGUCGACACAGUGCAUGUCUCUGUAGUCGAAGGCCAACAGCCUAGCAACGACAUGGAUGCAGAUCUCCAUGACAACAUGCGGUCCUCUUUCAUCUCAAAUUCAUCGAGCACAUCUGGAACGUCUGAGGACUCAAACUACAGGGACUCGAUCAUCUCCUAUUCGUCGAUCGACUCCAUGGACAGAAAUUCUCCCGUGACUGAAGGCACCGGGUGUGGCUUAGGACGAGUUGAUUCCACCCGCUCAAUGCCUCCAGAAAGAUUGCGCACUGACUCAGAUGGCUCGGAAGACGGCCAGACAAUGAAAAAAGACAGUGGUAGGAAAACCUUAACUCGCAAGUCUGCAAUCAGACGAACGCACACUCUCACGCCUACCUCCUCACCGAAAGUCAAGGAUCGGAGGAAUCGUUCCAUCUCGUCAACGGAAUCACCCUUGGCAGAACUACAAAAGAGGGCGGCAGAGAAGGAGUUCCUCACCCUGAUCUUUGAUCUCCGGUUCUACACACAGACACAUGAAGUUGAGACAGUCAAAGACCUGACACUAAGGGACGCCAUUAAGCCAAUUCUUGCAACGGCCGACAUUGACAUCCGAACCAUCGACAUCUUCAUUGAAUCAUCCACAUCCCCAACCCCGCUAGAAUUUACGGUCAAACCCUUAGGUGGCAGGCACCUUUAUGUCAGAGCUAAAGCAGGCAGACACUCUAAAGCUUUGAUCAGUCCAAGCUUUGACCAGAAGACAAUGGAGGAAGGAGAAAAUGGAGACGUGGGGGAGCCGUUUCUUGGGACGAUUCCGAUGCGCAAGGAUAUGUCCAAAUUCUUGGGCGUGGAACAGAAGGAGCUUCAACCACCACCACCAAGACAAUCUACCCAGACUUUGGAGAGGAAGAAAGAUCUCACCAAACUCUUGGGGAUAAAUCAACCAGAUCCGAUCCCUAAUUCCAACAAGGGCAAUCGUCGGACGUCAGUCGUCAGUGGCCAAGACCCGGCAAAGGAAAAGGUAGAUCCCAAAUUCCUCAAGUUACAGCAGACGCUGGAUGACUUCAUGAUCAACGGUCUUCCGGACUUCCCAGCUCUGCUAACUUUCACUACCAAGAGAGAAGAUGAUGAGGAAUGUUUCCAACUUGAGGAGUCUUGGAGGGCCUUGGGCGAUGAGGAGGAAAUCAGCCAGCUCACCAAGAAGCAGACAGACCAGCAAGAGGCCAUUUGGGAGAUCAUCAGGACUGAAGUUGGCUACAUUAAGAACAUUCGCAUCAUUGUUGACUUCUAUCUGUGCACGCUGAUCAACCUUCAAGCAUCUGUCAUGCUUAAUGAGAUCGAGACAGAGAAGAUUUUCAGCAACAUAACUGCCAUUGAGAAGCUCCACACCAGAUUCUGGAAGGAGAAGCUCUCCAACGUGGUCAAGAAGGCACGAACAGAGAAAAGGAUCCCAUCAGCCUUAGACUUGGCCGAGGCUUUUGAAGGGUUUGCAGAUCUGUUUGCACCGUACAUCAAGUUCUGUACAGAUGAGGACGACUGCAUGAAGUACUUGAGGGAACGAACAAAAGAUAACGAGAUGCUGAGGUUCUUUGUUGAGUGGGCCCAGAGGCAUCCUAACAGCCGACGUCUCAAGCUACAAGAUCUUCUUGUCUAUCCCAUGCAACGCAUCACCAAGUACCCACUCCUCCUGAUUGCCGUGGAGAAAAAGACACUUGAGGAGGGUGAGAAUGCAGAGGUUGCACUCAGAAUAUCAGAGGUCAAGGAGUUUGUCACGCGGGUGAAUCACGAGCUCAGACAGGAACAAGAGAGGCAGAAGAUGGAAGAGACAAUUGAUCGCGUUGAGGCCUAUGAAGGUGUCAGCAUGCCAAGCGGUUGCGACGAACUUAGCAAGCUGGUGGAGGAGCACUCCAGCCUGGACCUCCUCGGCAGCAUGCCAAAUGCCCCGCCCGCCCAGGCCCGCUGGCUACACAUGAAGGGCUCCCUCAAGCUACGCGAUGCGGACUCGCGGCAGGAUGCUUACGGUUUCCUCUUCACCGACAUGUUUGUCCUGGCCAAGCAGCGGAAGAGCGACAAUUUCCGCAUCAUCAAGCCACCGAUGAGGGUGGACAUGAUCAGAACGCAGGAGCUGAAAGAUGGAAGUGGGUUUGCUCUGGUCCACGUGGAUGAAUAUAACUGUGCAGUUUAUGCUUGUGUCUUGUCGACACCCAAGGCCCAGGACUGGUUACAGAAGAUGGAAACGGCCAGGGCUCUGUAUGAGAACCUUUGCAGCUUUGAACUUGAGUACCAUAACAGGACGGAAGCAGAGGACGGGUCAGGUGAGCCACCGACCUCCCCCGAGGCCGUGGUCUUCUCCAUGCAGAACACCGCCUUCCCCUUUGUAGAGAACUCGCCCAGUUCCAGUCCUCUUAACUCCCCCAGGCUGACUCAGCGGCACCUUCUGCUGCCGUCUAGUAAUAUAUCACGGACCGGCUCACAGACCUCGUUGGCUAUGGCGGGUGGGGUGUCUCCGGUGCCAGAGGAGGAGGAGGAAGUGGGCAUGGACGAAGUCCUGAAGGAGGUGGUGCAGGUCUCCAGUGCAGUGAGAUUGGAUGAGAGCGUCAAGGUGGACUCCGAUGACGACGCACAGAACUCUAUCAACAAUAACAUGAGACUGACGUUCCCGCCCUCCAAGCAUCAGUCGGAGAACGAGGAUAAGAUACGAGAUGCGGUGGCGGGGAUGAGGAACGAAACUGACGGGAAUGGUCCCGUGAGGACGCAAACGUACUCCAACCCCAAGCGACCGGCUAACCUCACUCUCCCGCCCAUAAUCAACCAGGGCUCCUCGCCGGUCUCGCCCAGCAUGGAGAUCAUGUCCUUUGAGUCAGACGACGAUGAGCCCCAAGGGCAGGAGAGCUUAGCCUACUCAAUGCCCCCCUCGCCGCACCGCAAAGUCUCCCUGCAACAGCCCUCGUCCAUCCCGCCCAAGAAAUCGCCCAUCAAACAACGACGAGAAACCACCCCGGCCAGACAAGAAGGCAUGAAGAAACUGAAUGGUGAAGAGAGCAAAUCAAAGAGCAAACUCAGCAAAUUCAGCAAACUGGCCAAGAAAAAAAAUUCUACUCCUGCGAAGAUCUAGGCGGAGCAGUGAUGGAUAAGUAGCUUCCAAAAACAAACACUUCAGCAUUUCCAUCUAGUUCCGAGAACCACUUUUUUGGCCUGUUUAUCUUCAUUCAAGGUAAUUGUUUUUACUAUGAAUGUGUUGGUCGUAUACAGGUGUAGAAUUUUUCCAAAUAAUGAAACAAUUUUUUCCCUCAAACUCUUUGAUGGACCGUGAAGGUUCUGUCAAAUUUUUGAUUGACAAGAAAAGUCCAUCAAGUUUUGUGUUAUUGAAUGAGAUGGAACGACUAGUAUACAUCAAUGAUGACUGACUACUGUGUUUAUAUUUACCAAUAUCAGUAUGUUCUUUAUAUGUAAACUAAUAAUGAAUAUAAUUGAAGAUUAUAUGCCAUGGUGUAAGUUAUUGGUAACUAUUUCAUGGACACUUUACAGGGGAAAUGUGACACUCAAAGAUUGUCAGUGAGGAGGCAAUAGUUGACUAUUGCCCGACUUAUGUGGGUAACAGUUAACCAAAUGUGCACUCGGCAAACCGAUUGUUCAAUUAGCACCACGGGGGUUAGUAUCCAUGCCCGAACAUUGCCUUGGCUAUACACGAAAAGGUGGUGGCGGAUGUGGACGGUAAAGUAUGCCAUAUUUGCAAACUAUUUCAUGGGUAACAUUUUCAGAAAAAAAUACCAGGAGCUCAAAUAUCAUUCAUGUGGAAGCUUCUCCCAGUUACAUUCAAGUUUUGUCUGUGAGGAAGCAAUGGCAGACUACUUCCCAUGCAAUAGUAAAAAUAUUUGUACAAUAUUUGUACUGAUCGCAUACUGGCCUUAGUCUCCAAUUUUCUGUUCUUUGCAUUUUCCUGAAAAUUUUUCCAUCUUAUCGAUUUCAUUUUCUCCAUUGACUAAUGCAUAACAAUGCUGGAAAAUUUCUGCUUCCACUUUUUAAAAAAUGUACAUGAUGUACAUGUACAAAGCAUUAGUAUUUAUUUCAACACACCAUAGGGAAUAACUUUGCAAUGUAAUAUUUGUAUAUUUGAAGGGUUUUAUAACUUGCAGUAGCAGUGUUGUUGGAUGACAAGAUGAAGAUUUUUAGGCAAUCAACUUAAUAUGUACAGUAAACUUAUCACAGUGUAAAUAUCACCAUUGCUUUUUUGAAGCAAACAAAUACCCCCCCAAAAAAAAGACAGAAAAAAAGAAAAACAAAACAGAAUUAUCCAAAACUAAGCAAACAAAUUUAGGAAACCCAAAAUUAAAAACAAAACAGAAAGCUUCGAAAAUCUUUUUCGCUUUGGGUUUAUUUUCGGUUUUUGGUUUACCUCACGUUCAUGAAGUGAGGAGCAAAGUCGAGCAUUGUCAAUUCCUAAAUCCGAGUAAAUGCUGAUCCUUCAAAUCUGAACAAGUAACCACUGCUCACGAAUAGGCAGUUGUCGGUUCUUGUGUCACACAAUGCACUUUCGGAUAAAACAAACAUCUAACGCACACGUGGCUUUCAUGUACGUACACAAUAUUGUGCCGUGUACCUGUUGGGCGCGAUCGGCCAAUCAGCAUGACCCGCGCGCGUGAUCGCGUUGCGCACUCAGUCCUGUUUGAAGUAACUUCCCUUUUUCUGAAACAGCCUUUCGCGACCGUGAAUCAGAAGGAAAAUGCAGUCUUCUGAAGGUAAAAUAAUCGACAGGUCAUUCAGUAAGAUCGAGCUAUCGCGCCCAACAAACCCCUCCAACUAUAUUAAGCAUGUUCUGUAUUAUAUUCCACUGCAGUUUGAAUGUUUUGUAUGAAUAUAUAUUUUUGUAAUCUUGCAUAACCUGUAAUUUGCACCACAAUACAGUCCUUGUAAGUUAAUGCUGCUUCGGAGAUAAAAAGUAUAGAAAGGAAACAAAUGGAGUUUCUUCGGUUAAAAUUUUGAUUUGUAAAUCAGCUAAGUUGUGGUAUUGUGGCGGUUGUUACGAAAAGACAAAGCUGUGACGAAAAGAUGCAAUUUUCACUUAAUUUGAUACGUGACAAACUUGGAAGGGGUCACCGUGCCGUUUUCUCGAACAGUCGUUUGAUUUUCGUAUUGUUGUUCCUUCCAGGAUUAGUCACUAUUACCCCGUUGCCCAAGAUCAGUCAUUUUUGUUUUCAAACAAGGUUUCAAUUCGCAGAAACCAAAACACGUGAUUGAAGUGCUGCUUUAACAAUAUCGCGUGCCUUGUUCAAUAGCCGUGUCAUCCCCAGAGGGAGGUCCACGGAAUAACUGUGGCUUUCGGUUCAUCUCCGGCAUACUGCAUCUUCGUCAAGACGGCGUCUAAUCACCUGUUCGCAUUCCUCCACUCUCCCAACUUCUAAAGGACGCUGGAUUCCAAGAAAAGUUCGUUUUCCAUGAGGAAAACAAAGUGUGGAAUCAAAAAACUGGAGGACAUUGGAAAUUGCUACCGUUUGUGAAAUCUGCUUACGUGUGACUUCUUCAGACGUAGACCGACACGGUGAUCGAAACAUCGACAGACUGACCGCCCAACCAACUCGUAUUUUCGACAGACCUGUCAAAAACCGUAGCAACCAACCGACUCUGAUCGGUUGACCUCACCGAGGAAAACGGAAACCGGACCAAAGAACCGACCGACCUGUACGCGAAAUACCGCCUUUGUAACACAGUUUCCCAAAGUUUGACGAAAAAGAAAGAAGAAAAAUCACAGCAGCAAAAAUUAGGGCAACUACCCGCGGCAGCUUUUUUUCUAAUUUGGUGUACGACUGAACUCUCGCAGAGGGAUAAUUCAGAGAUGAUUGAAGACUUUCGGCUCAUUUCCAGACAGUUCAAACACUCCUUAGGGAGGAAAACUAUUAAAGUAUCAUACUUUCCUGUCGGCGAGGAGCGCCAGUGAACAGAUCGAGAGAGGAGAGACGGAAGAGUUCAGAGAUUUUUCCCUCAACUUGCACUUCGAACUCUUCACACUCGCGUGGUUAAAAUUUGACAGGAAAAAUAUGUCACCCCAUCCAUCAUGGCUGUUUUUCUUGUCGUGUGUGUGAGCACAGCUCACUUAUUUCGAUCCGUUCCUCGUGUACGACCGUCAUAUUUUGCUGAGCUGUUGUGUUUGAAAAUUGCAAGAGCCCUUGUUCCAAACUUUUCCUUUACAACUGUUUAGACUACACAUUGCCCAGAACUCCCAAUCCACAAAGUUUAAAUCCAGACAAAUAGAUAAUUGAAAUGCAAGCAUGCAAUGUUCUGUAGAUUGUGUUGGUGUUAUCAGAAAUCCUGUCACUUUCAAACCAGAGGUGGGUUCGAUUCCAGGCUAGUGUGCGCAUUUUUUUUUUCAUCCCCAAAUGUUGAAAUGUGCGAGUCCCCCACCUUAUCUUUAAGUAUUGGUGGCUUGGUUGGUACAUGGUAGAUCUCUGUGGGGUCCAUCAGACGCGAGUGCCGAGUCCCAGCAACGGUCCAGUUUAUUCGGUUUUAUUUACAAGUACGAACCGAUGCCUUAUAUAUUCGAAAUUAGAAAGUUGAAUUCCAGAAGUGCUAGUAGCUCAGGGGUAAGGCUUGGAGCUGCUGUCCCACAGAACACGGGUUCGAAUCCGGGUGUAAACAUUUUUAUUUCGAGUUUCUUUAUUCGAGUCUCAUAGAUAAAUAUAUGAAGUGAGCGGUUGUAGUUUGGGGACCCAAAUUGGGUACUCGGUAGAGGUGUGGACUCGGAAGGCGGUGGUCCCGGGUUCGAAUCCCGGUCGGGAAACCUGCGGUGGGUAGGAGUUCCGUGGAGCCUCGUCUAGGUAACUAGAUAAAAUAAAAUAAAAUAAAAUGGAACUUUUA